AUGGACGGACAGCAGCGCGACGAGCGCGCAGGGCAGAACUUCCAGAACGGCAGGAUGUUGGGGAACGGAGCACAGCCCGCCGUAGGCCCACGUAGGCGAAAUGAUGAAUCAUGGGUCGAGAUUUCGUCGCAGCCGUCUUCGUCAUCUCUCUCAUCCAUCGGCGACGAGAUCGUCACGACAGGUCUCCGCGUUGGCGGCUCCAUGGCCGCCCGCCGACGUCGCUUACAUCACCAGAGCCAGCCCGUGCCAAGGUCCUUUCACGUCGACCAGACGGCCAUACACGCCGGCACGAGCAGCCAGGAGGAAUAUGAAGAGAGCGAAAGCGAGGAGGACCGAUGCCUGACGAGUUCGACCGAGAACAUCCAGCCUUCCGUGCGUGCGCCAUUCCACCAACAACAGCCGCCACAAGAGGAAUCGGAGGACUCUGACGACAGCGACGAGAUUGCCACAGCCCUGGGUCGUGUUCCCGACGAUCCUGUCUUCCGGCCUCAGCCAAAUGCUUUUUCACACCCGCCAUCGGGUUUGAAUAGAAGCCAUUCGGCCAACUCGGCGAUCCACCAACACCCGCACAGCGGCGUUCGGCCUGCUCUCUCACAGCGGUCCCAGACCAGGGUCCAUCGCAGCCCGCCGAACUUCAUGUCUCCUGCCUAUCAAGCCGACAAUGACGCGGCGCUGCGCGCUUCUCUCACCACACUGCUGUCCUGCGCUGCUGCCGCCCGUGGCUUGCCCAAGUAUAAGGAUACUGAGCGGCAAUGCGCUACACCUGCGCACGCCGGAGUCGGACCCAGUUCUCAACCUGUUGAGUUGCGGCUGAUGCCCGAAUCUGAGCUCAUGGCUGAGAGGCCUACUCAGCCCCAAGGUGCCCCGUCUGCACAAUCACCUACCACACAGCCAGGGAAGACGACGUCUUCGGCUCCUCCGUCGCCCAAGAGCGCGGGCGUCGACAGGCACAAGCGUACUUCCUCACAAACACGCUCGUCGAGAGCGGCCAAGAAGAAGAAGGUCUCGGCGGGCGACGACACUCUCAUCAGUCCGACGUUGCUGACCUGGGUGGUGAGUGCCGGUGUUGUAGUGCUGGUGUCUGUGGUAGGAUUUGGUGCAGGCUAUGUGAUCGGCCGCGAGGUAGGACGACAAGAGGCCCUCUCGGCGGGAGUAGGCGUCAACGCCUCAACCGUGGCAGACUCUUCGUCAUGCGGGCGGGAAGUUAUUCGGUCCUCUGGCGGCGGUCUUCGCCGUCUGAGGUGGGGGGCGGGGGUUGGCCGAAGCGUCGUCGCCUGA
Messenger RNA from Colletotrichum graminicola M1.001, 1278 nucleotides. RefSeq lists its product as uncharacterized. Lineage: Eukaryota; Fungi; Ascomycota; Sordariomycetes; Glomerellales; Glomerellaceae. The record is from RefSeq and is a predicted model, not a curated record. The coding region runs from base 1 to 1278 and encodes 425 amino acids. The transcript is spliced from 2 exons.